AUGAGCAGCACUGUGAGUACCCCCACCCCUCUCCUUCCCCUUCCCCUGCAGGCCCUCUACCCAAUCAAGCGAUUCAUCACAAACAAGAGCCUAUAUAAAUAUCGCAUCAGUUUGAAGAAUUUUAAAAAUGAGGUGUUAAAAAUUUACACCAUCGAAUUCGAGCAGUUUCACCAAUCACCCAAAACGAAGAUUAGCUACCCCGCCUUUGAGGAGCUCGUGUGGGAUCUCUUCACGUACGUCGAGAUGCAGAUGUGCGAGGCGUACGGCGCAGAUAAAACGUUUGAAAUUUCCUUCGACUUGGUCAAGGACCACGAGACGACUUCCACGACGAGCGAAAAUUUGACGAGGGAUUGGGAGUUAAUAUCAUACGAUACCCUCGAUCUGUUUGAUAAAAAAAUGAUCAAAAGUAUCAACGUCUUUCAGGACAACGAGUUCAACCCGAUAUGUCAGGUCUACGUGGAGCACAGAAGAGACGCCGCACAGACGGACAGAGCGUAG
Messenger RNA from Plasmodium inui San Antonio 1, 498 nucleotides. RefSeq lists its product as hypothetical. The transcript has 4 exons. The coding region runs from base 1 to 498 and encodes 165 amino acids. NCBI's taxonomy places the organism in Eukaryota, Apicomplexa, Aconoidasida, Haemosporida, Plasmodiidae. The record is from RefSeq and is a predicted model, not a curated record.